AUGUACCAUAUAUACGUAUUUUAUUAAUUUCUAACGUUGAAUUUGCUGACGCAGGAAUGAACCGGGCAAAUAAUUCGGGUUGGUAUUUUUGGAAAAGGAAAACGAAAACAGAAAGAGCAAAGAAAAUCGACAGGGCUAUAGCAACAUACGCUGGAAACUCUCGAUGGCGUCAGUACGGGUAUCUAGAAAAAAUUCUAGAAAAAAUUAGGGAUGUAGAGGAUGUAGAAAAAAUUAAGGCUGAUGAGAACAUUGAGUGGGGAGAGAAGAGGUCGUUCAGAUAUAUAAGAGAUGGCGAGAAAACAGAAUGGUUGAUGAGAGAAUACAUCUUGGACUCAAGCCGUGUUAAAGUUGGCAGGGAUGAUGAUAUUGUUUUUUGUAAAAUAUACAAGAAGCGUGGUGGUUGCCCGGAAAGUCCCCAUGUUGGGUCAAGUGAUGGCAUUCCACAGCCGGACCAAAUGAUUCAAAAUGCUGCAGCCAGUUCAACAACUUUAGAAGUUCCUUCGCCUUGGGGGACUCAUUCAGGAGAUGAUACACUGUCCAGAAUGUACUAUUUGCAGUCACCAACUGCAUCUUUCUCAACUGUUGAGCCACGCACCACAGAUAUCUUUUCAACUUUGCCACCAGUUGAUGAAUUUUCAGAUUUUGAUUUUGACCAAAUUUAUUAAGAGGACUAUUGAUUUUAAUGUGAUUUUCAAUACGAAAAGAUUAGCACAAAAUAUAUAUAUAUAUAUAUGCAUGUAUAACAUUCUCUGUGUGUACUUUAAUCUUUAUGAGUUCAUCCAAAGUUAAUUUCAAUGGAUUAUAUCUUUGUCUUUGUAUUUAGUCCUCGGAUGCAGGGAGUUUCUUAUUAAUUUCGAAGGAUUUUUUUAUUUUAAAAAAAAUAAUUUUAAAAC
This is a messenger RNA of Rubroshorea leprosula, 893 nucleotides long. NCBI's taxonomy places the organism in Eukaryota, Viridiplantae, Streptophyta, Magnoliopsida, Malvales, Dipterocarpaceae. The record is from the annotation of a GenBank genome assembly.